Neurospora tetraspora is the source of this 915-nucleotide messenger RNA. RefSeq lists its product as uncharacterized. The transcript is spliced from 2 exons. The record is from RefSeq and is a predicted model, not a curated record. NCBI's taxonomy places the organism in Eukaryota, Fungi, Ascomycota, Sordariomycetes, Sordariales, Sordariaceae. The coding region runs from base 281 to 598 and encodes 105 amino acids.
GCAACACGUAAACGAUGGUCAAAAACAAGGAAGCACCUGAUUUCAUUCUGAUGCCCGUGACUUGAUUCGUCAUUGGUCAAACAGUUUGCGCAGGUAAAGGAGUGUAGGUCGAGAAAUAUAAAUAAUGGGGCUAUUUUAUGGGAUGUUUCUUCCAUGACUGCGAGAAAACUCACUUCUUCCUCUUUCCUCAUUUACAGAACUCCCAAGUAAUAGUCUGUCCCCACUCGAAGAUCAAUCAAAGAAAAAUUGUCCAAAAUCAAGCUAAGACCCCCUUUCCAAGAUGAUAAUCACGGACGGCAACGGUGGUGUUAGCGGUGCCACUGUUUCAACUGAUGAUGCUAUUAGCAUCAACAUCAAGUUCGACGACCCCAAUACCAAUAGCUCUAGCGAAAGAGGGUAUGCUAGAAACAACGUCGACACAGUCGACGUGAAGGGAGAAGAAGGGUCCGGGGUCAAAAGUGAUUCCGACGAACACGAGGGUAAAGAUGCGGGUGAAAAGCGUGAAGAGGUAACAAAGGGGGUCGUGGACGAGAUCUUGGGGUUUGAUGCGGGCCUCUGGAAGGAGCUCUCCGACCUUUCCAACCUCCGCAGGAGCUAGCACUCACUCUGCAUGCUCCUAUGUUCGGACAGGCCUCCUUCCAAUCACAGGAGGUUCUCCAGGAGCUUUGCGUGGAAGGUGACUUACUCCGAGAGCUGUAGCUCGAUUUCCGGCCAACAUACAGCCCCGACGUCUUUGUCAUUGCCACUCUUCCGGAUGCUUACGAACACUUCCAAGGACAUCGAAAGACAUGCGGGCGAAGCAACAGCACUUUUCCUUCUGCAGCAUUAGUUCCUGACCAGCAUAUGUUCCGCAUCAUUUCUUAACAAAGCAAAAAAGCAUAUCCCAAACGGAUGGCACCAUCCUUUGUGCAGAUU